GUAUUACAGCGCUUUUGCAACAUUAUAAUGACAAAUACCCGCUUGCAUCUCAACCACUACUAGGCAGGGACCUCUCAGCGGCGACCCGUAUGGUACUCUUCAGCACUAACGCUGUUUGAUUUAGACCUCUCAACAAAAUCGUUUCCAGUGCAAGACCUAUCGUUAUGCGUCGCGGCCAAGAACUUCCGACGCCGAAUGCCCCGGCGUUAGCAACCCUUGAUGAAAUCCAAAUGGGCGGCAGCAACUCGGAUUCUGGCAUAUUCCAACGGAUAGACAAUGCCCUGGACACUGUUCAUGGGGGUUUACAACGUGGCCCUGGAGUUUGCCAGGAUGAGUCUGAGUCCCGCGCCCCGAUUAGCGACCCUAGGGUUCCAACCGAGCAUGCAGCUCCCAGCAGUGAAGCACAGGCAACGCCUGUUCUUCACAAGUUCGGCCUGCAAGAGCUCCUCAUACCCUGUCAUGGCUUUGUAGAGCCGGAAAGAAUGUUUACACUUACAUACCCAAAGUGUCGGGUUCAGCUAUGGGACACCAUACCACCCUUACCCUGCGAACUUACUCAUGACCUCCUUCACGACACGACGUACUCGUUUACAGCCUUCCGGGACCACUACAGCUUAGGCGGCUCCGACUAUCUGGAGGUGACCUUCACCGAGCGAGCGCAGCUGUACGUGCUGCUGGAGGCCGGCUCAAAGAUCCCUGAGUGGCUAGUCCGAGAGUUUAGGUGCUUGACCUGGUGCGCCUUGAGAGCCAAUAGUGAUGCGCUAGACAGUUCCAGGCGCCCAGAGUUCUCCCUCGUCGUCUGGCAGCGCAAGCACCAGUGCAUGCCUGGCGUCCGCUAUGUACUCGGAGCGCCGCAGGGUAAGCAAGGUCGCGGCUACACGUACCUGCUGGCGUGGCAGAAGCUUGGCCAGGGUGAGGAGGUGGAGGAGCCCCCUAGGCGCAUGUCGCUCGAGUACGAGGGGCCCCAGCACUACCCUGAGGGUAUGACGGGGGGACUUUGCACUGAAAGGUCCGACCAGGCAGCCGACGAAUACACGGAAGCUCCCUCCAAAAAAGACAUGCUUGCGGAGGUGGAGGGCUACUUGCGGGAUAUCAUGAUGUUCAACAUCGCCAAUCUUGCCCUGCUGACUUCUAUGGUGGAAGUGUACAGGGAACUCGUUGAUUACAUCAAGUUACCCUUCUGGGUCACCGUCAACGGCGAGGACAAGCUGCUGGUCACGGUGAUGCCACCCUCGGCAUUGCUGGCAUUCUUGUGGCCAGAAAUAAGGAGGGAUUACUGGGAGGCGCUGAUGUACUUGGUGGUGGAGGGUGCGGAGAUAGAUGUUGCAACUUUCAGAGUCAUCCUCCAGGAGGACGUCGUCUGCCAUGGAUACUCCAGUAUGCAGCACUUCGUGCUGUCAUACCUGGUCCGCCACCGCAACCCGGUCGCUGCUGCCAUGGUAUUUGCCCAGGAGCUCACCGCCCAGGAGGCAAGAUCUACCGGGGGAAAGGCGAAGGAAUGGAGGGAGCUCGCCAUUAAACUCCGUGCAGUGGCCGUUGAGCUGCUGGGGCACCUGGAUACCGAUGAGCGGGCCCUCCACGCCGUGCUGCAGCCCAUGAGUGUCAUAAAGUCCGUCAGCGAGGCCAGCCCGGUGCAGAUCGCAUUCGACACCGUCGACCUGGACUUCAUGUCGGCACCUGCAAUACAAGGCUUGAUGUGGAAGCGAUGGAUUGCUGAAGAUAGACACGUCACCCAAGUGCACCCGCGAUUGGCUUCCGAACUUGAGUCCGUGUUGAAACAGUUUCGGGAAUUUUACAGUACACCCUUCAGGGACGUCAACUCUCUGGUGGAGUUAAUUUCUUUAGGCCGUGUGCGCAACUUCAGCGAAACUUCCAUAAUUUGGAAUGGCCCCCGCUUCUUCGAGUCCCCGCGAGGUCGCUGGGUGUUCAAGCUCUUCCUUGAGGGCUUCUUCCUGUACGUGUACCACCAUGUGCUGCUCAUGACGGACGAGUUCCGGCUGGUGUGGCAGCACGUGGUGCUGGUGCUGUACAUCGCGGGUAUGGUGGUGGACGAGGUCCAGGAGCUCAUCUACCAGUAUCACGGCUGCCUAACGCGGUACUACUCCAAUGGCUUCAACGUUGUGGAGGCGCUGCUGGUGGCCAUGUUGGUGACGUGCGCCGGUCUCAAGGUGGCCAUGUGGGGCCUGCCAGGGGGACAGGAUAAUCCCCGCUGGGAGGACAUCUGCACGGCCAAGGAGCUGCUGUACAGCACGGCCUCCAUCCUCGUCUGGUCCCGGAUCCUGCAGUACCUCAUUCCCCUAUAUGAAGGGUUCGGCAGCUUGCUCAUGAUCAUCAACCUGAUGAUUCGUGAGGUGCUGAAGUUUGCGCUUCCUGGCGUCGUACUGAUGUUUGGCGUGGGCUUCAGCUUCUUCUCCGUUUUUAGGUCCCAUGUGAGCAUUCCGGAGCUCAGCACCUUCCCCUUGGUUCUUGUCCAGCUCUUCCGCACCUUCGUCGGGGAAAGCAUGUUUGGGCUGAUGGAUGAAGAGCACAACCAGUUAUACAACUUGUACGGCAACAUCCUUGCAAUGCUGUUCACGCUGAUGGCCACGGUCGUGAUGGCAAACCUGCUCAUCGCUCUCAUGAGCUACCACUACAAGCCUGAGCAGUUUGCUAAGCAGUCUCGGUUCCAGGCCGCCGAGCAGCUGCAUCACUACGAGUAUAUGGUAGAGCGUCAUCUGCUGGGUGCACCGUUCUCACUACCUCUGCUGUUGCUGUCAUGGCUGCCAAGUGGCACCCUGGAGAAUGGCGACGGCCGGCAGUACCCCACCGGAACCAAGGCCAUACCGUACCUGGUGUACCUGCUGACUAUGCACCCCGUCCUGAUGGUGAUGUACUGGGCGGUCCAUGUCGCAAGUACGCCAUAUUGCGUCAUCUACUUCACCUUCCGUAAAUACCGCAACAUGAUUAGGGACGACAGUACGCCAACACCUGCUACCGCCCAAGAGCAAGAUUGGAGACGUGCCACUCGCUGGCUAAGCUACGGGCUUCUGGUUGCUGCUUUGUUCCCCGCGACCCUACCAUUCUGGCUGGCGUAUUGGCUGCCAUACUAUGUGACUAUACUCUGGGUCGCGCUGCUGGUCAUGCUGCUAACAUCAUAUGCCGUCGAUGUGACCUCCAACAUCUUCAGAAUCCUGGUCGGCUGGGGACUGCUGGGACGUGUUUCCUCAAUCUGGAAGCGAGGAGUUGUUGAGCCUGCGGCGCGAAGCCUGCCUGUGGCUCCGAAGCCGUCGUCAGACCCUCCAGAGUCUCAGUCGGGCACCGCGCAUGAGGCGCGAAGCCUGCCUGCGGCUCCAAUUGGCGGCAGCUCGAAGCCUUCAGAUUCUCUGUCGGCUGAAUCGAUCUCCGAGGGCUAUAUUCCAGGCCGUGAUGCUCGGGGCUAUGAACCUGUGGAGACUCGUUGGAGGUUUCCCCUUUUAGAUAACGAGGCCGAAAAGUCCAUCACAUUGAGGGAACUGGAGCUUGCUUUGCGCAACGCCGGCUUUACCAAGUCAGAGGUAGCCUUGGCAGUGGAGGGCCGGCUGAGCCCCGAAAGGCUGUCGGAGGUCAAAAGGGAGGAAAAGCAGGUCGAUUGGGGCGUGCAGGCCAGCGUAUGGCAGGUCGGACUGGAAACACGGAGGGAGGUGAAGGAGCAGCUGGCACAGAUGCAGGAGGAGCAGCAGAAGGCGAUGGAAAAGCAGCAGAAAGAAAUGGAGAGGCAGCAUGCCCGCACGUCGGAACUUCAGGCGGCUGUGGCGGACCUUAGGCGGCUGGCCGUCAUGAGGUAGCGGCGAGGCACACGGCGCGUUAGGCUGGUCAAGCGGGCAGCAGGAGGUGGAGGGGUGGAGGGCGUCGAUGGCACCUAGAAGGGUCAGCAUGCCCCUGUCGUGCAGGUAGAUGCGUGCUGCCGAGCUUUGUUGCACUGCUGCGUCGUGACAUGCGUGCCAGGGCCUCUACUGAUCGCUUGGUGCAUGCGGGCAGGAACCAGGGAGCAUAGUGUCAUGAUUUGCUUGCGCAGGAUCGUAUCUUUUAGUGACUGGGUUGGGGCAUAGGUUUGCCAUUGUGUCUGUUUAGGUAUGUUGUUGGAUGCUACCGCCGCUUUCUUCGUCAUGCUGUGGAGACAAGGGAGCAUGAGGCGGGGCAGCAGUCAUGUACCAACACAUGAGGCUGCGGCGGGUAUAAUGUAGUAAGGGGUACCCCGUAGUUUGUUUGUCUUCUUUCUUAUAUUUUUAUUACACUUAAGUCAAAUAAAUAACAUGGUCAAGGUCAACCGCACUGGCUGCUAUGAUGUUCGGGGUAGGCUGUUACCAGGCUGUAGCAAGGGUAGAUUGGUUUGGUGCUUUGCCUUUGUUAGCACACGUCCGGGCGGCUCGCAUUGCUUGUUGGGGAGCCCGGUUAGUUCAUUAUUAGUGAUGGUGCUAGGGAGUUGUAGGCACCCUUGGCAGCACGCGCAGUAGUUAUCUUCCUUAGGAGUUUGCCCCCGGCUUUUAAUCCGCAAGCGUGUUUGAUGGCUAGCCGGGCAGGGCCUUGGCUAGGGGUGGGGAAAUGCCGGAGGGUGUUCAAGGCAUAGUGUCUUCUCUAGCGUUUUUAUCUCCCGUUACAGACAUAGCGUCGGAGUAACUGUAACCGGGUUGCUGAUGGUGUUGAGGGAAUUCGGUUGCCGACAAGUUGUCAACUGGGGACACAGAAGCCGGUACUGUAGAGGACUAAAACAAAACAAAUGUGGGGCAUUUAACACAAGUGAGUUCGGGUUGCUUGAUGGUAUGAGGGCAUGCUGGGUGCGCGUUUGUGUUAGGGGUAUGAGAGCAGGAGUGGGUGCCCGUAGGUGCUCCAGUUCUCCUCCUGUGCUAUAUAGAUUCAAAAUAUUGCGGCAAUGAAUUCCUUCGUGCGCGUGCUUCUUGCUACCGUAAUGUGUCGUUAGGGGCGGCUUUUAGAGAUGUUUGGUCCACGUCAGUUGGGGCUAGAACUUCCCCACCAGUAAGCAAUGGGGCUUAAGUGAAUCCCGCCUCAACAGUAGGUGCUGGAGAAAAGGCUCCAAGAGCCAUUUCAAAUGAAAUUUGUGGGCUGUACAUAUGCUUGUAUUUUACUUGGGGUUGUAAGUAAGGCAAAGAUUUAUGGGCCCAGGUUGGUUGUAUGGCAAGUGUGCCCUUGUCUCCAUGCAUGCGCUCCGCCCGGCCUUUUGUAAUACCGUACCUUGUUGUAAUUAUCGCGCAGGGCCAUUUUCUGCUAUUAUGUUUGAGGUUCGCGCAUAUGGGUCAUAGAUCAUCAAGACAGCUCUACCCACACCGUUCGGGUUAGGUUGGGCACACUAGUAUGCAGCCAGGGGCUGGCCAAGCGUAGCUGAAGUGGGGUUGGGGCAUGCUGGGGGAAGGAAGGGUCCCCAGAGGUUUCUCCUUAAUCGUGCAGGCCCAAACAUAAUUAUUAAAUUUUGCGCAAACUGCGCACUUUUCAAAUAGAUGUUUGUCCCUGAGGGAUGGUAAGGAUUACACGCGUUACAUGGUGCACCAAAACCCCCUUGGAGGCGAGCCUGCGCAGUCUCAAAAUAUAUUUCUUUCUUAUGUGCGGCAUUGAAAUGAGCAACCCGGAAGUGUUUGAACUAUUGGUUUCCAGCAUUGCGUCCGACGACGCUUUGGGUACCUGCAAGCAGAGAAAGAGGUUCUUCUGAAGGGGAUGGGGAGC
Molecule: messenger RNA, 5694 nt
Organism: Astrephomene gubernaculifera
Lineage: Eukaryota; Viridiplantae; Chlorophyta; Chlorophyceae; Chlamydomonadales; Astrephomenaceae
Source: the annotation of a GenBank genome assembly